Hibiscus syriacus is the source of this 3635-nucleotide messenger RNA. RefSeq lists its product as uncharacterized. Gene Ontology annotation, cellular component: nucleus; chromatin. Lineage: Eukaryota; Viridiplantae; Streptophyta; Magnoliopsida; Malvales; Malvaceae. The coding region runs from base 156 to 3359 and encodes 1067 amino acids. Gene Ontology annotation, biological process: mitotic sister chromatid cohesion; DNA repair. The transcript has 17 exons. The record is from RefSeq and is a predicted model, not a curated record.
GACUAAGUGAGGUGUGAAAAAGUACAAAAAAAAAUCUCUCUUUUUCCUCUGACACCACUGAUCUUAGUCUUCAAGGGGUUUUCGAUUCACUCAUUCAGCUACUAACGGGAAGGAAUCAAGAAACCCUAAGUCUUCGUCUCCACCUGAAUUCGUACAUGCUUACUUUUGUUCGUAGGGGGAAAAAAGCCAUGGCUUCACCUGAUAAGGAGCUCGAGCUGAAGUUAAUGGAGGCCGGAAACAAGCUCCUUGAACCUGUCUCGUCAGUUGAUAAGCUCAUCAAUCUCCUCGAUCAAGUCGAGAGUUUUCUUUCAAGGGUGGAACAAUCUCCAGGUCAAGCAAUGCAGAAUGCACUCUCUCAUUCACUUAAAGCAUUGAUUGCAGAGCAGCUUUUCAGACAUCCUGAUGAUGAUGUCAAAGUUGCAGUUGCUGCAUGCAUCAGCGAGAUAACAAGGAUAACUGCACCAGAAGCUCCUUAUCCUGAUGACCAAAUGAGGGAGGUCUUUAAACUGAUUGUAUCAUCAUUUGAGAGUUUGUCUGACGAGUUGAAUCGCUCAUAUAUUAAGAGGAACUCAAUUCUUGAAACUGUUGCCAGAGUCAGAUCAUGUGUGGUGAUGUUGGAUCUUGAAUGUGAUGCUUUAAUCAUUGAGAUGUUCCAGCAUUUUCUUAAUGCAAUAAGAGAUUAUCAUGCGGAUACUGUCUUUACAUCAAUGGUGACAAUUAUGACACUUGUUUUAGAAGAAAGUGAAGACAUCUCUAUGGAGCUGCUCUCCACGAUCAUAGCUAGGGUAAAGAGAGAUAAUGAGGAGGUUCUUCCUAUUGCUAGGAGGUUGGCGAGCAGUGUGCUUGAAAACUGUGCAUCAAAGCUGAAACCUUACCUAACACAAGCUGUAGAGAACUCAGGAAUUCCUUUUGAGGAUUAUAGUAACGUAGUAGCUUCUAUAUGCCAAGUGGCACCCAAUGUUGUGCUGCAGAAUGAUGCUGCUACUGAAAAACGUGUGGAUGUUGAGUGCAAACCAGCGGAGGCACCUUUAGCCAAUGCAAUCCAGGAGGACAAAGAGAUUCCUAAAGAAUCAGUUUUAACUGAACAAGUUGAUCAUGCAAAUGAAAAAUCUCCAACUUCAGUUGUUAGCAAUGGCAUUGCUCAAACUGAUGAAAACAAUAUACUGCCUGAUUCAAACUCCGUAAAGAAGCAAGAGGAUGAAUGCUUUGCUGAUAAGUCUGAGAAUGUUGAUAAGUUGACUGUUGCUGAGCCUAAUGGAUUGGAAGGGGAGAAAGUGGUAAUUUCAGAUUCUAAGUUGGAACAAAGUACCAAGGAAAAACAGGGGAAACCUCAUUCAAAAUCACCCUCUGUUGAUGGGGCUGUAUUCAAGGAAAAUAAAGGACAGAAAGAUGUUCAGCCUUCCCUGACAAAAGCAACUGAGGAUGAAUCCAAUGAUGUUACUUCCCCAGUGCGAAGUGGGACCAUACAUGAUAAGAGCCAUUCAAACAAGGCCGCUCUGCCAAAAAAGAAAGAUGGCUUGAGCAAGAUCAUCACACCUUCUGUUGACAAUGCCUCCAAGAAGUCAUCUGGAGCAAUGAGUGAUUCAGAAGAAAAAACAAAUAAACGACCAGGGAAAAAGGUUGCUUCUGCAGUUUCGAACAAGGACAGUGCUCUAGCCGAUGUAGAUAAAACUAAGAAGGAAAGUGGCACUGCAAGUGAUUCAGAGGAAAAAACACUGAAGCAGGUGUCAAAGAAGCUGGAUACUAGUAGUAAUAAUGCAUAUGGAUCCUCAAAGAAAAUGGGGGAUAAGAAAAAGCGGCGAAAACUCGUUCUUCCUGAGAAGGAUAAAACCAAAAUCUCGACCAGUAUUGAUGAUGAGGAAAUGGUUGAUUCUCCGAAGGCAGUGAAGCCAAACAAACAUGAUUCUCACAUGGAUGAGAUCCAUAAGUCAAAUUCCAAGAGAAAGUAUACACAAAGUGAAGAAAAAGGGUCUGAUACCUUAGAAUAUGAUGAGAAUCUAGUUGGCUUGAAGGUGAAGGUCUGGUGGCCUCUAGACCAUGUAUUCUAUGACGGUGUUAUCGAGUCAUUUGAUCCUAUUAUAAAGAAGCACAAGGUGUGCUAUGAUGAUGGUGAUGUAGAAAUUUUGAAUCUCAAGGAGGAAAAAUGGGAGGUGAUCAAAGUUGAGCCCAAGUCGAAUGAGGAGAUUGCAGCAGAUCAUCCAAGUCCAGAUGGUUCGUUCGAAAUCUCUCAAAAGGAGAAAGCAAAAGCUGCUGAUCAGCUGGUGAAGAAAGCCAAGAUGGAUGCUUCGCCAAAAAGGGGUGGAGGAGCUUCGUCCGGAAAAUCCAAGGGUGCUGCCAUGAAGUCUGGUAGCAAAAUAAAAGAUGGCAAAGUGCGUGGCUUCAAUAGUGACGAGAAAGCAGACAAUGUUACCAAAGCCAAGGAUCAUACCCCUAAAAGUGGUGGUAGACCAGUUGACGUUGCUUCAAAAGUGGGGAGCAAAUCCAAAUCCAAAAAAGAGGACGGUGUUGUCACGCCCAAGUCAACCAAACCCAAGGAUGGUGACAAUGCUACCAAAGCCAAGGAUCAUGCCCGUAAAAGUGGUAGUAGACCAGUUGUUGUUGCUUUAGAAGUGAGCAGUAAACCCAAAACUGAGGUCAGUGUCGUCACGCCCAAGUCAACCAAACCCAAGGGCGACGACAAACCCAAGGAUGGUGACAAUGCUACCAAAGGCAAGGAUCAUACCCGCAAAAGUGGUAGUAGACCAGUUGUUGUUGCUUUAGAAGUGAGCAGCGAACCCAAAACUGAGGAGGGUGUCGACAGGCCUAAGUCAACCAAACCCAAGGCCGAUGACAAACCGAAGGAUGGCAACAAUGUUAUCGAAGCCAACGAUCAUACCCCUAAAAGUGGUAGUAGACCAGUUGACGAUGCUUCAAAAGUGGGCAGCAAGUCCAAAACUGAGGACGGUGUCGUUACGGCCAAGCCAACCAAACCGAAGGAUGACAACAAACCCAAGCGCGACAAUGUUACCAAAGCCAAGGAUCAUACCACUAACACUGUUAGUGGACCAGUUGACGUUGCUUCAAAAGUGGGCAGCAAAUCCAAAAAUGAGGACAGUGUUGACACUCCCAAGUCUACUAAACCCGAGGACGAGCCAAACCAAGACACUACAAAGACAACCAAGUCCAAGCAGGACACCCCCAAAGUUUCAACCAAGGUGAAAGAAAGUGAGAGCAUGAAAGAGAACCCAACUGUUCCGGCUGAUGCUGUGGAAACUUUGAAGCGGAAGGCACUGAUUUCGUCUGUGGGACCGGGAACCGAUUCCAAGCCGGAAAAGAAGCAGCGAAAAGAGGUGAAAGCCACUUCAACUGCAGAGUCAUAGCCAGGGCAAGGGCUGAAUCUUGUCCAAUGUGGAACUUUGGCUGAACCCUAGCUUUUAUUUUUUUCUGCAGCCUUUGAGAUGCUGCGUUCACAGCUAGCUAUCCAUGCAUUCUGGUAUGGACCUUUUAGUUUUUAGGCCUACAAUGCCUAGCAAAUUCACAGUUACAGUUUCUAGUUUAUUUUUAGGAGUUUCAAGUAUUUAAGGUGCAGCAUUUACAUACAAUGGGUUGGCCUUUUACUUUAUGAUAAAAAAAAAAGAGCUGCUUUUAUAGACUAA